UCUGAAAGAGAGACGUUUUUGGAGGAUCUGUGAAACAGACAUUUUUUAUCUUCUACAGGAGAAAAACACAACUCGCAAUAUGUGUAUGGAAAAGUGUUCACUGCUUUUGUACCCAUUAGUGCUCAUCUCCGUAAUCUGUAAUAUAAUACUGUUUUUUCCCUGUUGGGAUGUUAAAUACGUGCAAAAUGGACAAAUUACAUGGGAGGUAUAUCUCAUGGGAGGACUGCUUGGAGGAGGUGUACUGGUAUUGCUCCCUGCAGUUCAUUUUCACCGGACUGGAAACGAAGGGUGCUGUGCUAAGCCCUUUGGGAUGUUUCUGGCAGCAGUGGGUGUUGUUGGUGCCCUCUAUAGUUUCUUAGUGGCACUCUUGGGCCUAUUUCAUGGGCUCUACUGUGGAUAUGAAAUUGACUGGACAACUUACCUUAAAAAACAGGGUGAAGUUUACCUUAAACAUAGUCAUAUAUGGAAAGACUGCACUGGGGCUGAUUCAAAGAUCGUGAUGAAGUUUAAUGUGGUUCUGUUCUCAGUGCUGUUGGUGGCCAACAGUCUGCAAAUCAUCCUUUGUGCUAAGCAGUUCAAGGGCCUUUUGGGAUGCCUUUGGAAAAUCAUCACCACUGCUUUCAAGUGUUCGAGAUAUGUCAAAGCUUCUCAGGGGGUCCCCUAGCUAAGCCCCACCCCCCUCAUUAUAGGGUCGCUGUAAUUUGAAAAAGUAAGAUGUAAUCCUGGAUCAACAAUCAUCUUAUCCUGGUUUUCAUCAAAGAAACCCCAAAUUACCCUUAACUUAAACCCUAAAUGUUUUUACCCCUAAAAUUAGUGUGAAACCCUGGCAAGGCCAAAAAGUUUCAACAGAAGAGGGGUGAAAUAGGGUGGACCUCAAUGCCUACUCUCAAAUUACACAUUUUUACUUUAAAGGAUUGGUUAAAUGGAUUACAUUGCGUUUUUUAAAUCAUAGAUCGAAUAAUUUUCAUAUCAGCAAACUGGGGCUGGGGAAAUAAAAUUAAGAAAUGAUGAGCAAAUAAAAUAGAAAAGAACAAAGUUACAAAUAAAGUAAGAUCUAACAGUAUUUAGUUACAUAAAUAGAAUCAAAUAAACAUUAACACUGUCUUCUUUAUUGUAUAAAUUAAAUAUAAUCAAUCUUUUUAAAGAUAAGUGAUUUUCCUUUUUUUUCUGUUGUUUAAUUAAUAUAAAUGACAGAAACAUAAGCAGAUAAGAACUGCUACUUUCAGACCAACACAACGAUCUGACUUCUUUCUGAACUGCUUGCACUCACUUUAAGACAUAACUGAAUGUUUUUAUGAGAAUAAGUGCCAACUGUGGUAUUUCGCGAUAAUUUUGUGUUUGCAUGCCCGCGCGUCUCCGUGCGUCCGCUUAUGAGAGUGCGUUCAUUUGAGUAUGUGUGUGUGUCAUUGUCUGUGCGCACACACAACAGCUCACUUUAACAUCUUGCGCUCAAAGUGUUUAAAAUCGCUUGCAUGUUAACAUUUGCAAGGUUUAAAAAACACAUACAAAAGUUAACUUUUUAUAAAUAGUUAUUUCUGAAUGAUGCGUAUUUGAGCGAUUAGUAUCAAAGAGACUAUAAUUUAUUAUCAUUUAUGUGUGAUUUCUUCUGCUUUCCCAUUAAAGUAUUUUAUGUUUCUUUUGACUUGGUGGACUAGCUGUCAAUUUGAGUGUGUAGCCUCGCCACUGUUAUGAAAUAAUAGUUUGAGAAGAAUAAAAACCCUAAAGACUACUAAAUAUUCUUACCGUCACUGAGGUGAAAAUAAUCCACACGACACGCAGACAGAGACAUUAACGUGUCUGUCAAUUCGUCCAGAAAACAGCAUGAGGCGCACUUGCGAGUUUAUAUUUAUUUCCGACAGAAAUCAUUUGAAUUAGCUUAUUGCGAAAUUGGAACAAAUAAUGGACAGUAGCCCGUGACAGCGCAACAUGAGAAUUUUAAAUUCAUGUAUUAUUUUAAUUUUCUCUUCCUAUGCUCCUCGGGCUUGGAAGGAAUUGCAAAAUACUCUUAAUUUAAAUGCACUUCCAACUCUAAGCACUUUUAAACGUCUUUUACAAAAGGUUUUAAUGGAUACUUGCAAUUGUUUUAACUGAUUUGUUGUAUUUGCGUUCUUGUUUUAGAUCUUUCAUUGUGUGAUUGUUGUAAAUUGUGCUGUUGUCAAUUGUAUUCUUUUUGUAUGAAACUCAAUGUGCCGUCGUCUUGACCAGGUCUCACUGGAAGAAGAGAUAGAAAUAUCUCAAUGUGAUUUUCCUGGCAAAAAAAAAGGAAAUAAUAAUUUUAAUAAAAACUAGGGGACCCCCCUAAUUUAUAUUUUUGUGCUUUAUGGGGGGUCCCUCAAGGCUUAUAGCAGGUCCGGGACCCCCCCAAACCCCCCUCAAUUCGAACACUGCACAAAGAAUCUUAUAAAAUCUUGCUUUGAGUGUGUCUGCCCUAAAAAGUAACUCAAUGUGUUUCGCUUCACGGAAUAUCCACAAGGUUCGCAUGGAACAACACACCGAAGCCUUACAAGAUUUUCUCAAAGACUCAAAAGUUUUUUGAAGAUUGUAUAAUAUGCUUAUAGAUUAUUACUUUACAUUUCAAAAAUUAGAUUUUUUAUUUUACUUCACAUUACAUCAUGAUUGUGAGAAAUCAUACACAAUAAAAUAUAAAUUAUAAAUAGUACUAGGCAAUAUUUACAGUAUUGUAUGAUAAUACAGACAUUUAAAAAUCGACACUUGAAGUUCUUGCCAGCGCAUAACUUUUCAUAACUGUUAAGAUGAUUGUGUGUGCCAGAUAUUUCUCAUGUGAGUCAUCCCCGUAAUUUCAGGAACAGUUUAUCUGUUUUGUAAUUUAACUUCUGACAAAAUAACUAACAUAUUUAAGUACAUUUAUAACGGCUAAGAGUUCGGAAAAACAUUUUGGUGCAUGUUGAACCUCAGGAUGACACCAAACAUUUUUACAACUUUUCACAAUGUUGUAUUUUUGGAAGCAAUUGGGUAAAAUUGCAGCGCAACGUAAUGUUGCAGCAAAGCUUCACGUCUAGUUUAAAGUCGCAAUGAAAUUGAAAUGAAAAACUAUAUAUAUUUUUUAUAUAUAUAUUGUGGUAUUAUUAACAAAUGACUUAUCUGUGAGCUUCAUUAUUUUUAAAAAAUUAGUGUGUGCUCAUAAUCUUUAAUCAAAAUUGCAAAUCUCCUCCCCUCCUCAAAACGAUCUCUAUUCACUUCCGGUCAUAUGGUAUGGCAGGUGGACGGGGUCCGGGAGAAGAUCGCAGCGAUUAGCAAUUAGCAACACGACCCAACUUCAAACGAUCCAAUCAGAUCUCAAUGGACAAAUUCAAAUCCAGCCCUGCCUUAUUUAAUUUCAAAAGCCGUUUCAUUCGGAUAUACGUCACCAAGGGGAAAAUAAGGCAAUCGCUACUUCCGUUUCAUGGCGACUUUAACACAUUGUGUUUAUAUUUUGGCUGCUUAAGUUUGCAAGAUUUACUAGUAAAUGUAUAUUUUAAUUGAACUGUCUUAAUGGAUUAAACAUAAACAUUUUUUUUACGUUAGUCCCAGAAUGUCCCAGGUUGGGCUUGAGGUCGUACCGACAGUUUGAGAAUCUUUUCAUUUGUUAAAUAUUCACAAAAUCCAUAUAAAAGGUGAUCAGUUAUGACUUCUGAAAUUGAAUAAAAAUGACCAAAUAAGAGGUUUCUGUCUGACAGCAAUAUUUUGUUUAAAAAAUGUAUUAUAUCAUUAUGGAUAAAUAAAUGCUUGAGGAAUAUUUAACUGUAGGCCUACUCAGUUGUUUUAUCUAUUGCUACCUGCACAUAACUUUUUGUGUCUUUAACUUUAAAGAUGAUUGUGUACUUAUAUAGAGAUGGGCAUUUUUCAGCAAUAGCACAUUAUAUUCAAAUAUUUGAGCUUAUUAAAAAAAAAAUUUGUUUAAAUAAAUGACGUUUUUAUGCAUUUGUAAUGUUGUCACAUUUUCACCAAAAGCUUAUAAUUAGGAAAUACACACAACAUGCUAAACAUAUCUUUAUAUAUAUGUUUUUAAGUUAAAAAGGUUUUAAAAAUAUGUUUGUAUUCUUAUAUAAUAAGAAUAACAAUAUACAUUUAUAUUGCGCUAAAAGCGCUGUACAUAUGGAAAGAGGAAUUCUUUUUCAACCCCCACCAAUAAAGUUAAAAAAUUAUUUUUACACCUGUGGCUGUGCUUGUGUAAACAACUAAUUUAUCUGAAUACUUUCGGAGUCAUAUUGUCAUGCAUUUGAUUUUGACAUUGGUGGGGACACAAAUAAUGUCAUUAUCAGUGGCAGUUGGUCAAUAGGGGGCACUGAGGCACUGCCCUCUUAAAGUUGGCCAGAAAGUGAAGCUAUCUUAACAUGUUACCAAAGGUUAAAUAUAUAGUGCAAAUCAAUACAAAAUAAAAUCAAACCUGA
Messenger RNA from Misgurnus anguillicaudatus (oriental weatherfish), 4391 nucleotides. RefSeq names its product transmembrane 4 L6 family member 5. Gene Ontology annotation, cellular component: membrane. NCBI's taxonomy places the organism in Eukaryota, Metazoa, Chordata, Actinopteri, Cypriniformes, Cobitidae. The record is from RefSeq and is a predicted model, not a curated record.